AUGACGGCCUUCAUCAGCGACAGAGAGGUGGUGCAGCUGUUCAUCCGCUUCCUGUACCGGCUGGCGUCGCUGAACAAGGACUACGCCGUGGUGAUGUGUCGGCUCGGCACCAAGGAGGCUCUGGUGAAGGCUCUGGACAAACACAGCACCAACCUUCUGCUGGUCACUGAGCUCAGAGACCUCAUCACAGACUGUGAGAAGUACGCCAGCCUCUACAAGAAGAUGACCACCAGUGUCCUGGCCGGCUGCAUCCAGAUGGUGUUGGGUCAGAUCGAGGAGCACCGCCGCAGCCAUCAGCCAAUCAACAUCCCCUUCUUUGACGUGUUCCUCAGGAACCUGUGCCAAGGAUCCAGUGUGGAGCUGAAGGAGGAUAAAUGCUGGGAGAAGGUGGAGGUUUCGUCCAAUCACCAUCGAGCUAACAAACUGACUGACAAGAACCCCAAAACCUACUGGGAGUCCAACGGCUGCACCGGGUCGCACUUCAUCAACAUCUACAUGCACAAAGGUGUCGUCAUCAGACAACUUGCCAUCCUGGUGGCCAGCGAGGACUCCAGCUACAUGCCGGCCCGGAUUCUGGUUCUGGGAGGAGACGACCCAACCAACAUCAACACUGAGCUGAACACGGUGAACGUGACUCCGUCGGCUAGCCGAGUGGUUCUGCUGGAGAACAUGACCAGGUUCUGGUCCAUCAUCCAGAUCCGGGUGAAGAGAUGCCAGCAGGGCGGCAUCGACACACGAGUCCACGGCUUCGAGGUUCUGGGUCCGAAGCCGACGUUCUGGCCCGUGUUCAAGGAGCAGCUGUGCUGCCGGACCUACCUGUUCUACAGCACCAAGGCCCACACCUGGUGUCAGGAGGUGAUGGAGGACAAGACGCAGCUGCUGCAGCUCUUCAACAAUCGGUACAGUUGUGGCGUGUUUGCUGUCUACCCAGAAUCCUCGGCGUUCAGCCCGCUGUCGUGGCUGCUCAGCGAGUACCUUGAUAACGCUGAGUCGGCUCGCCGCUGUAAGAGCCGGGCGGCCAUCUUUAACUCCAGAGUGCGACGCCUCACUCACCUGCUGGUCCACGUGGACACGAGUCGCAGCGACGGCGAGGAGCUCAAACCGCCCGUCAAGUCCAAAGGUCUCAACAGAAGCAAAGAGCUGAAGAAUGGUAAAGAGGGUAAAAACAAAGACUCUGCCACGGCGUCUUCCUCCACUUCCUCUUCUUCAGCCAAACCCAAAGUAAAGAGCAGCAGCAGCAUCGCAGGCAUCGCCCUCUGCUGGCAGGGAGUGGUACAGCGACAGGUUUGUCACACUUCCUGUUCUGCUCCAUCUUCUCUACCUGUGGCAUAGACUGUAUAAAAGAUGGACGUAGCAACC
Stegastes partitus (bicolor damselfish) is the source of this 1359-nucleotide messenger RNA. Its product is annotated as cullin-7. Lineage: Eukaryota; Metazoa; Chordata; Actinopteri; Pomacentridae. The transcript has 10 exons. The record is from RefSeq and is a predicted model, not a curated record. The coding region runs from base 1 to 1332 and encodes 443 amino acids.